Gymnogyps californianus (California condor) is the source of this 699-nucleotide messenger RNA. It is a transcript of the gene CDK7, whose product is annotated as cyclin dependent kinase 7. Gene Ontology annotation, cellular component: nucleus; transcription factor TFIIK complex; cytoplasm. Gene Ontology annotation, molecular function: cyclin-dependent protein serine/threonine kinase activity; RNA polymerase II CTD heptapeptide repeat kinase activity; ATP binding. The transcript is spliced from 5 exons. Lineage: Eukaryota; Metazoa; Chordata; Aves; Accipitriformes; Cathartidae. Gene Ontology annotation, biological process: positive regulation of transcription by RNA polymerase II; protein phosphorylation. Bases 34 to 507 code for a protein of 157 amino acids. The record is from RefSeq and is a predicted model, not a curated record.
UACCGAGCCCCAGAACUAUUGUUUGGUGCUAGAAUGUAUAGUGUUGGUGUUGAUAUGUGGGCUGUUGGUUGUAUUUUAGCUGAAUUGCUCCUCAGGGUUCCUUUUUUGCCUGGAGACUCUGAUCUUGACCAGCUGACAAGGAUAUUUGAAACACUGGGCACUCCAACAGAAGAACAGUGGCCUGGGAUGACGAGUCUUCCAGAUUAUGUCACAUUUAAGUCUUUCCCUGGAAUGCCACUUCAACAUAUCUUCAGUGCAGCUGGUGAUGAUUUGCUCAAUCUUCUGCAAGGCUUAUUCACAUUUAAUCCUUGUGCUAGGGUUACGGCUACUCAGGCAUUGAAACAGAAGUAUUUCAGUAACCGACCAGGACCCACUCCAGGAAAUCAGCUGCCAAGACCCAAUUGUCCUGCAGAAGCUGUAAAGGAGCAACAACAUGCACUUUUAAAUUUAAAAAGGAAAAGAACAGAAGGAAUAGAUCAAGGAUUACCAAAAAAAUUGAUUUUUUGAUUGCUGUGGAUGGUGGAUGAAAAUGAGUGAAAAUGGCCUGAGUCCCAACCAUUGAAAAAACGCUGUAAUAGUCACUGGAUGGUUAUUCUGUAAUAUUUUCAUCUGUAAAAUGUGAAUUUAAUAUUUCCUUACUGAAACAGAGGUUUCAUUAACCCUACUUCUUUUUUUGAAUAAAAGCGUGUUUGAGCAAAA